AUGGCAACCCGUUCCCGGCCACCCUCUCGAGCCCGCUCCCCUAUUGAUCAGGGGGAGCUGGGACCCUUCCUUCCGCCAGCCUCCCCUGAGCUCGGCAAAGUCUCACUCGAGCGGGUCAUCCGCCUCCUCUGGGGACUCCAAUCCCAAGUCGAUCGCAUUGAUCGGACCCUCUCGGAGCAAGCCGAAGUUAGCCGAGAGGUUCGGACCAAUGUCGAGAAUAUCUCACAAGCGGUUGAUACUGUCAAGGAUGGGCUUGCCCAACUCCAGCAACCCCGGGGUCCCCACACCCCAGAAGAACAAAAACCCCCCGCGGUCGAGGAAACUCCCAGGGCCGCGCCCAAAGCCGAGCCUAUUAGCAAGGCUCAAUCAUCCCUUGGGGCCCCAGCCCCUAUCUUCUCCACAGGGGCCCCUAGGCGCGACCCCCUCACCUUGUUUAACCCCUAUCCCUCCUCUUCCUUCCCUUCUGGACCGGCUCCAGCCCCCCAGGGACCUCCACCAGCGCCUGUCAUCACCCCGGCGCAGCCUCCAGCCCCCUCCACUGUAAAGGUGGAUCACCCCAAUGCCUUCAAAGGCAAGAUUGGCUCGGAGGCCAAGCAAUGGCUGACUCGUAUGUUAGCCUGGGUUUGUCUCAAUCAGAGGCAGUUCCCCUCGGACUUGGAGGUCCUCAGUUUCCUCCUCAUGAACAUGGAGGACGCCGCAGGGGCCUGGGCCCAUCCCCAUUUGGACCAACUAGGGUCCCACCGCGCACUCAUCCAGACCGUGGAUGAGUUCAAAGUUGAAUUCCUGGCUGCAUUCGGAGACCCGGACGCAACCAGAGCAGCGGAGCGGAAGAUCACUUCCCUCACCCAGACCGGCACCUGUGCCAAAUACAUUACUAAGUUCCGCACGCUGCAAAUGGAACUUGACUGGAACGACGCCGCACUCCGCGGCCAAUUUGCGCGAGGACUUCACUGGGAGGUCCGCAGACAAAUUGCCACGAGGGAAAGGCAACCCCGUACCCUGAGGGAGCUGCAAGACGCUGCCCUCAUCAUUGACAAUGCCCUCCGCAAGGAGCGAGCCAGCCACCCGCAACAGGGUAAUAAGUCUGGUAAAACUUCUUCCACCCCCGACCAGGGGGCAAGUACCGGCCAACAGGCCACCAAAACCGGUCCCCUCUCCUCCAAUCCCAACUACGUCUUGGAGGAAGAACGCAACCGCCGCCGCGCAGAAGGUCUCUGUGUCAAAUGCGGCAAGCCAGGGCAUAAAUUUGCCGAAUGUAGGACCGGAUGGAAGGCCACCCCAAAGGAGGAUAAGGGGAAGGCCAAGGAAACCGCCAAGAUUGGCAAAGACUCUGAGUACCAAUCGGGAAAAGAAAAUACACCCCUCUUCACAAUUCCGAUCAAACCAGAGAAACAAGCGGAUAACUUAGAAGUCCUGAUAGACUCAGGCGCUACCUCAUCUUUUCUUCACCCACGCACAGCCAAGGCGCUACGACUACCUCUAAUAGACCUCCCUUCCCCACGCACCGUUACUAUGCUCGAUGGGUCGAGCCCCCAGGCAGGCAAAAUCUGGAAAAAGGCAGUAUUGACUUUCACCUACGAUGGCAAAAAGAUGACGGAAACCUUCCUCAUCUGUAACACCGGCAAUCAUGCAGCCAUCUUAGGUUUGAAAUGGUUAGAUGCUCACAAUCCGGAAAUCGACUGGAAUACACGCACCCUUUCCUUUCCCCACAUCGCACCGGAACAAGUAGCCAUUGCCAAGGAGGAAGAAGCAGACAAGAACCCCCUUGAAGGAGUACCCCCCGAAUACCACCAAUAUGCCAAGGUAUUUGGAGAAGAAGAAUUCAACAAGCUUCCUCCCCACCGGCAUUACAAUAUUGGCAUAGAGCUCACGGAAGAAGGACCCCUCAACUCCCCUCUUUACAGCAUGACAGACGCCGAGUCGGCCACACUUAAGGAUUGGCUCAGGGACGAGUUGAAAGCUGGGAAGAUCCGUCCUAGCAAGUCUUCCAUUAGCUCCCCGGUUAUGUUCGUACCCAAAAAGGAUGGUUCCCGUCGACUCGUAGUAGACUAUUGUCGCCUAAACAACCGGACAAAAAAGAACGUCUACCCGUUACCCCGUCCAGAUGAUCUCAUGGCCCAGCUUCGCGGCGCCAAGGUCUUCACCAAGCUAGACCUAAGAUGGGGUUACAAUAACGUCCGUGUCAAAGAAGGUGACGAAUGGAAAACGGCUUUCCGUACCAAAUAUGGUCUAUACGAAUCCCUGGUAAUGACCUUUGGCUUGACUAAUGCUCCCGCGGCCUUCCAACACUUCAUGAACGAACUGUUCAAGGAUCUAUUGGAUGUAUGCGUCAUCAUCUACCUCGAUGACAUCCUCAUCUACUCAAAGGAUGACGCAACCCACACCCAGCACGUCCAUGAGGUCCUACAACGUUUAAUGAAGAACCAGUUGUUCUGUAAGGCAUCCAAGUGUACAUUCCACGUCACAUCAGUGGAAUAUCUGGGAAUAAUUGUAUCGGACAAGGGAUUCAGCCUGGAUAAGCUCAAAAUCCAGGCAGUCCAAGAAUGGCCCACGCCCACUAAAGUCAAAGAAGUACAAUCGUUCCUAGGCUUUGCCAACUUCCUACGCCGCUUUGUUGCCAAUUUCAGCCAUAUGGCACGACCCCUACACAACCUGGUUAGAAAGGACACACCCUGGAAAUGGGAAGCCAAGGAGCAAGAAGCAUUUCAAGGACUGAAAGAUGCCAUUACAAACGCCCCUGUAUUAUGCCAUGCCGAUCCCACCAAGCCUUACUUCCUCGAAACAGACGCAUCUGGUGCUGCCCUGGGCUCUAUACUUAGCCAACGCCAAGAAGACGGACGCCUCCACCCUCUCGGCUUCCUCUCCGAAUCAUUCAAAGGGGCUGAGCAAAAUUACAAUACGCACGAUAAAGAGCUUCUGGCAAUUAUUCGCUCCUUUGAGUACUGGCGGAUAUUCCUAGAGGGCACCGCACACCCCAUCACCGUCUUCACAGACCACCGUAACCUGGAAUACUGGAAGGAAUCCCGAACGUUCAACCGCCGCCAUGCCAGAUGGCACCUACUACUUGCCGGGUAUAACUUCCAGAUUGUGUACCGCCCCGGCAAACAAUCCGGUAAACCAGACGCUCUAUCACGCCAAUCCGACCAUGCAGACAUUCCACCCGAACCACAGCCCAUGCUCCCUGACCCUGUAUUCGCCAAUGUCGCCUUAGUAACACCCGAAAAGGAACUCCAGCGCCAGAUUGAAGCCGCCCUAGACCAAGACAAAUCUUUGGAGGAAAUCCUCCAAUUCCUACAAAAUGAGUCCAAGGCGCCCCCCUCCAUCAAACGCGCCUUCAAGGAUUACGAGAUGGAAGCCGGUUUACUCUUCUACCAGGGACGAAUCGUAGUUCCGGACGUUGGAACUCUGAGAACGGACCUACUGCGCAUUUUCCACGAUAGUCCAUUGGCAGGACAUCCCGGCAGACAACGCACUCUAGAGCUAGUAUCAAGAAACUACUACUGGCCUGGUAUCCGCUCCGACACGUACUGGCACGUGGAUUCCUGUGAGAUUUGUCAACGGAUCAGGAAACCAAAGUACGCUUCGAUCCCUCCACAGCCGCUUGAGAUCCCAUCUAGACCAUGGCAACACGUCUCCUAUGAUAUGAUCGUAGACUUACCAAAGGACGGGAACCACGAUUCCAUCCUGGUCAUAGUAGACAGUUUCACCAAAUACGGGAUCUUUGUCAAAUGCUCCAAGAAACUAAAAGCGCCCGAGCUAGCAGAGUUAUUCCUGGAACACGUAUGGAAACGCCAUGGAAUGCCAGAAAAGACAAUAUUGGACAGAGGAAGGGUAUUCAAUAAUAAAUUCCUACGGGCUCUUUACAAACGUCUAGGAAUUGAUCCGCACUUCUCAUCGGCUUACCACCCUCAGAGCGACGGCCAAACGGAACGAGUCAACCCCUCCAUUGAACACUUCCUUAGAGCGUACUCAGGGGUUAAUCAAAGGGACUGGACCAAAUGGCUUCCUAUGGCAGAGUUUGCAUAUAACAACGCCGUACACAGCAGCACGGGCAAGACUCCCUUCAAAGCCUUAUAUGGAUGGGAACCCACCCUGACACCGUCCAAUGUACCAACGGACGUCCCAGAAGCAGACGACCUGGCCCAGACCAUGGAAGCACAAUGGAAGGAAGUAGAGUCCGCCCUCCGGCAAUCUAAGCAACAAAUGACAGCUGGAGAGGACGGGAAGCCAACGGAGUUUGAAAUCAGAGAAGAAGUAUGGCUUGACGCCAAAAAUGUGAACUUAAAGACCCUAAGCCCCAAACUAACGGAACAGCGCUUAGGGCCAUUCAAGGUCACCGAGAAAAUCUCCAAUCGUGCCUACAGGCUAGAACUUCCACCAACCAUGCGUAUCCACAACGUGUUCUACGUGGGUCUACUGUCAAAGGUGAAAAGGGAUGACAAACAAACAUUCGAAAGCCAACCGCCUCCAGUCACCGUGGACGGGGAGGAGGAAUAUGAGGUAGAAGGGAUCAUGGACAUGGAAAAAAGGAACGGGCAAUGGUUUUUCAGGGUCAAAUGGAAAGGCUACGGAUCAGAGGAAAAUACCUGGGAACCAAGGGAAAACCUCAAGAACGCCGAAAAAAUCCUGAAAAAAUUCGAAAAGGAAAUGAAGGAAAAGGCCCUCGGCGCUGCCAAGGCCCUUAAAGAGGGGGCAGUGUCGUAG
Rhizoctonia solani is the source of this 4704-nucleotide messenger RNA. Its product is annotated as Retrotransposable element Tf2 protein. Bases 1 to 4704 code for a protein of 1567 amino acids. Gene Ontology annotation, biological process: DNA integration. Lineage: Eukaryota; Fungi; Basidiomycota; Agaricomycetes; Cantharellales; Ceratobasidiaceae. The record is from RefSeq and is a predicted model, not a curated record. Gene Ontology annotation, molecular function: zinc ion binding; nucleic acid binding. The transcript is spliced from 2 exons.